AAAGACCCGAUCCGAAGAGGACACGUCGCGAACUUUUCUUGUCUUCGGGUACAACGUCAACCGUCACCGCGAUUGAAGUUCCCACACUUUCUCUUCCUAUCCCGCCAUGUCCUGGUUCAAAACAUCAGUUACAGGAGAAGAACCAGAGCGAUACGUUGAACCCGAUAGCACACCCAGAGUGCAAGAUCCUUCAAUUCCCAAUCGAAUGGUAGUAGAUAAAGCAGCCAACAAGCCCUUUCUUGCAUAUAAGGCCUAUCGGCAAAAACAAGAGAAAGCUCAUAAUGAGUGGCUGGAACGCCAAAAGAUCCGCCAGGAGAAGAUUGCGCGCGGAGAGGAAGUCGGACCUGAAGAAAGAGACCCCACGGAACCAGAAGAAGUUGGGCUCAAGGGUUUAAUGAAGUUCUUCUUCUACGUCGUCGUAUUUGCUGCUCUUGCGGGAAAGCUGCUCGCAGGAAGCUAUACAUGGAACUAUGAGACCAGAUUAGCACAGCUCAAAUCAUAUAUCCCGACGGACCAAACGUUGUUUUCCGAAAGUACUUUAGCCAAGUUCGAUGGUUCAGUGCCUGGUAAACCGAUUUAUCUUGCAAUUGACGGCGACGUCUACGACGUCACAAAUGGCAAAGCAUAUCAACCCGGAGGGUCCUACCACCAUUUUGCCGGUGUAGACGCAGCGCGGGCUUACGGUACAGGCUGCUUCAAGACACAUCGAACACACGAUUUAAGAGGCCUUACUGAAGCUGAACUCAGGGGCGUGCAACAUUGGAAGGAGUUUUAUGCAAAUCAUGCCGAAUACAAGAAGGUCGGUCGCGUCAACCAUCCUUUGAUUAAUCCUGCAAGUCCAAUACCAGAGCCCUGUAAACCGCCGAAGGUCAAAAAUGAUGGUAAGGAUGGUAAAGCAAAGGAGAAGGAUAAGUCAGAAGCUAAGGAAUCGACAAUGGUUCAUGAAGAGCUCUAAUAGUUCACUUUGCCA
Lentinula edodes (shiitake mushroom) is the source of this 970-nucleotide messenger RNA. RefSeq names its product cytochrome b5-like heme/steroid binding domain-containing protein. Lineage: Eukaryota; Fungi; Basidiomycota; Agaricomycetes; Agaricales; Omphalotaceae. Gene Ontology annotation, cellular component: endomembrane system; membrane. The coding region runs from base 107 to 955 and encodes 282 amino acids. The transcript has 6 exons. The record is from RefSeq and is a predicted model, not a curated record.